AUGGUGAUAGAGAACAGUUCGGGUGACAGAGAAGAAGAUCAAGACGAAACGGACGACAGGAUUGAGGGACACUUUGUCAGGCCUACCGCGAUACCUGCUACCCGUUCUGAUAUAGAAGGAAGUUUGUACACCCAUACGGGGCUACCGUAUCCUGAAGGCGCGUUACCCGAUCCUACGGCGUAUUCUGCAACAUCGCUCGCAUCAGCCUCUUUAUUGUACAGUAGCUGGUUUGCUCAAACAAAACCUGGUCAGCUGUUUGGCUUGCAAGCACCUAAACCGAGCGGCAGGAGAUCUAGGAAACCGGGUAUCGAUCGGAAACCGCGUCAAGCUUACAGCGCGAAACAACUGGAAAGACUCGAGGCGGAGUUUAAGAUCGACAAAUACCUCAGCGUGAGCAAGCGAAUGGAACUGUCCAAGUGUCUGAAUCUCACUGAGGUGCAGAUCAAGACAUGGUUCCAGAAUCGCCGCACUAAGUGGAAAAAGCAGCUGACGUCGCGGCUGAAAAUCGCACAAAGACAAGGACUCUUUCCGCCGACGUACUUCCCGACCACCCAGUACCCUCUCCUGCCGUAUUACGCGGCGCCUUUGAUGUUCGGCAGCCCGUUAUCGGACGACGCGAGCUCUAACUUGCCGGCGCGACCCACCGUAUCGUCCUCGGAUACGGUCUGA
Molecule: messenger RNA, 669 nt
Organism: Dinoponera quadriceps
Lineage: Eukaryota; Metazoa; Arthropoda; Insecta; Hymenoptera; Formicidae
Product: homeobox protein ceh-30-like
Exons: 4
Coding region: 1-669 (222 amino acids)
Biological process (GO): regulation of DNA-templated transcription
Molecular function (GO): DNA-binding transcription factor activity, RNA polymerase II-specific; DNA binding
Source: RefSeq, a predicted model, not a curated record